AUGUAUGAAGUGAAGCCAGAUGACAGUAUGGCACCUGGAUAUCCGGAGGGAGUUGUAGAUAUAAAAUAUUGUCAUUAUCCACAAUCACGACAAUCGCCACGUCGACACCCAAAAGAGACGCCAAAAGAGCCUGGCUACACACUGAACCAUUCGAAAUCUGAAUCACCCUGGACCCUCAAGUCUAAAGAUAUGCCAAGAAGUCGAGAAGGGGAUAAAAAGUUCUACGCUGUGAGGCCCUACGGAGACUUGCCAGAUCAAACGUUUGUUUCACCAACCCGCGGGGAUUUAAAAGUUACACGAGGUCGUGGAGGGUAUUAUGAUAACCCUAAUUUCGUGUUGUCACCUAAAAUGCAUCAAAACAGAAAUGAAGAAGAACGUUCGUCAAACACAAGCAAUAGCAGAUCAAGGAAUCAUAAAAGCAGAAGCAAGAGACAUUGUGUUGGUGCUGCAGCAAUAUUCCUACUAGUUUUACUAGUAAUUAUUGCAAUUGGUAUAAGUGUUUACUUUCUCAAUGAACAGAUGAUAGAUAAUGGGUCAAUGCCUUCUCGACCACCAGCUUCUAGACUUGAUUCAGAAUCUUUAGCAGCGGAUCCUGAUUUUAAAGCCUCUAUUAGAGUAACAAACUAUGAUUGGGACACGCGGAUGGCUGAUAAAGAAAGUGAUGUGUUCAGACAGACUGCAAGUGAUAUGGAAAAACAGCUUGAUACCAUAUUCUUAAAAAGUCCUAUAGCACCGGUUUAUAACUACAGUGUAGUGAAUUCCUUAAGUGAAGGAAGCAUUAAGGUAAAUAUGAGCGUCAAACUACGCUCUGUUACUGCAGAAAUAGAGAAAGAAGAGCUAGAGGAGCAGAAACUGAACCUAAAGAAUAAACCGUACAUAGUUGCACAGGCUCUAAAACAGGGUAUAGAAGAAUUAAAAAAGCAACAAGAUCAAUUGGGAGUUACAAGUUCUCUGCCAGUAAUAGAUGUUGACGCAGAUGCCAUCGAAGUAGCUGCAGUUACUACUACUACGAUCUUUCCACCAACUUCAACUACAACUGCAACAACUGCAGCUUCAACCACUACACCAACUCCAACCACUGAAUCAGCAACGGUAGCAACAACUGCGGCUUCAAUCUCUACGCCAAUUCCAACCACAGAAUCAACAACGAUAGCAACAGCUGCGGCUUCAAUCUCUACGCCAAUUCCAACCACAGAAUCAACAACGAUAGCAACAGCUGCGGCUUCAACCACUCCACCAACUCCAACCACGGAAUCAACAACGGUAGCAACAACUGCGGCUUCACUCACUACACAAACUCCAACCACAGAAUCAACAACGAUAGCAACAACUACGACUUCAACCUCUACGCCAACUCCAACCACCGAAUCAACAACGAUAGCAACAACUGCGGCUUCAACCUCUACGCGAACUCCAACCACCGAAUCAACAACGAUAGCAACAACUGCGGGUUCAACCUCUACGCCAACUCCAAAUACAGAAUCAACAACGAUAGCAACAACUGCGGCUUCAGCCUCUACGCCAACUCCAACCACAGAAUCAACCAUGAUUGCAGCAACGUCGACUUCAACCACUCCACCAACUCCAACCGAAUCAACAACGAUUGCAACAACUUCGGCUCCAGCCAUGAAUUCGACUACACCAUCAGCUAUUCUCUCAAUUCCGACCACUUCACCAUCUUCGACACCGGAUCAAACUAUAUCAACAGUAACCACGGCCACUACACCAGCUGCAAAUAGAUCUUCAAAUUCUUCCAUUGCAACAACCUCAAGUGCAAAUAUUCAAACUGCAGCUUACUCUUCGACCACAAAUACACCCCUUACAACCCAAGGGAUUGCACCAGGAGCGUUAUGUCCUGAUUUGGAAUCGUGGAAAGAAAUGAUAACAAGUGUCUGUAAUUCAUCUAUCAAAGCUGCAAAUGAAGCUUCAGUUCACGAGGACCAGUGUUAG
Messenger RNA from Lottia gigantea (owl limpet), 1950 nucleotides. RefSeq lists its product as hypothetical. NCBI's taxonomy places the organism in Eukaryota, Metazoa, Mollusca, Gastropoda, Lottiidae. The coding region runs from base 1 to 1950 and encodes 649 amino acids. The record is from RefSeq and is a predicted model, not a curated record. The transcript has 8 exons.